This is a messenger RNA of Diaporthe citri, 1236 nucleotides long. RefSeq lists its product as uncharacterized. The coding region runs from base 1 to 1236 and encodes 411 amino acids. Gene Ontology annotation, molecular function: dTDP-glucose 4,6-dehydratase activity. NCBI's taxonomy places the organism in Eukaryota, Fungi, Ascomycota, Sordariomycetes, Diaporthales, Diaporthaceae. The record is from RefSeq and is a predicted model, not a curated record. The transcript is spliced from 2 exons.
AUGUUUGGCCUCAACAAAGACUCGGAAAGUCAGUCAAUAGAUUUCUAUCCUUCUUCAAUAUUCGAAGCCGACACCGAAGACCAUCUUCACACGAAAGCGUCAGCUAUUCGUCCCAAUCCAUUCACGUUGCCCCCCGCUUCGUCGAACGAGAUCUUCCGCUUCCAGACCAAGAUACUGGCGAGAAAGAUCCACCUCAACAUGACUUCAUCAGCUCCUAACGUGCUGGUUACCGGCUCUUCGGGUCACCUAGGGCAUGCUCUCAUGCUAGCACUCCAGUCAUACGGGUACACCCCGCUCGGAAUAGACAUCAAGCCCUCGACCAGGGCAGACACUCUGCAGGGCUCCAUCACCGACCGCUCCUUCAUCCGCGAGCUCCUCACCUUCCGGCCGACCAUAGAGCACAUCAUCCACACUGCAACCCUCCACAAACCACACAUCGGCAGCCACACGAAAGAAGACUUCAUAUCAACAAACAUAACAGGGACCCUCAUCCUCCUCGAGGCAGCCGCCCGUCACCCACACCAGGUCAAGUCCUUCGUCUUCAUCAGCACGACGUCGACCUUCGGCGCCGCCCUGAGCCCCGCGCCAGGCGAGCCCGCGGCCUGGAUCGACGAGGACGUGGCCCCCGUACCGAAGAACAUCUACGGCGCGACAAAGGUCGCCGCCGAGGACAUCUGCCGCCUCAUUCACGUGCAGACAGGCCUCCCAGCCAUCGUGCUCCGCACCAGCCGCUUCUUCCCUGAGGAAGAUGACGAUGACGCGCGAAGGGCCGCCAUGGAUGGUGAUAACCUCAAGGUCUGCGAGCUGGCGUACCGGCGCGUCGAUGUCGCCGACGUGGUGGCAGCGUGCGUGUGCGCCCUAAGCAAGGCGGCCGAGGGCGAGGUGCGCUGGGGGAGGUAUAUCAUCAGCGCACCGACGCCGUUCCAGAGGGACGAGGAGACGCUGGGGUUGCUGAACGGUGACGGUGGCGAGGAGGCCAUAGCGGCGCUGGUGGAGAGGUGUGUGUCCGGAUGCGGUGAUGUUUUUGCGCAAAAGGGUUGGAAACACCUGAGCAGGAUCGAUAGGGUAUAUGACUCUUCGAAGGCUGUGAAGGAGCUGGGUUGGGAGCCCCAAUUCACUUUUCAGGCGGUAAUUGAGAGGCUCUCUCGGGGCGAAGAUUGGCGUAGUGAACUUACAUAUGCGGUUGGCCAAAGAGGGUAUCACGAUGUUCCCACUGGAGUCUAUACGGUUGAGUAA